This is a messenger RNA of Solea senegalensis (Senegalese sole), 1084 nucleotides long. Its product is annotated as vegetative cell wall protein gp1-like. The coding region runs from base 308 to 709 and encodes 133 amino acids. The record is from RefSeq and is a predicted model, not a curated record. The transcript has 5 exons. NCBI's taxonomy places the organism in Eukaryota, Metazoa, Chordata, Actinopteri, Pleuronectiformes, Soleidae.
UGUAAUACCUAAUGUCAUUUCAAAUAGAUAAACCAGCCAUUUUCAAGAUAUAUCUUUGAGAAACAACCCAUCUUUGGACUCUGACCCCGUCUCUCCUCAAAGGAAAAAGGAAUAUUGGGCUCAUAAACCAUCCAUAUUCUUUUUUUCUCCACAUACGUGUUAAUUUCAUCACUCAUGAGAACCGAGUUAGUGUAUUUAUACAUGUGUAAUCUCCCCAUCUGUGCCUGCAGGUCAGAACUGGAUAAUAGCCGGUGUGUGUGCCGCUCUGGCCGUCCUUCUAGUGAUCACUGUAGUGAUCGCAGGGCUGAUGUGCUGUAAAAAGGACAACAUGGACAACUACACAUCCAAAAGGAAAGUGCAUUCAGCUCCCGGCAAGUUGAACCCAAUGUUCAAUGAACCGAGUGUUAAAGAAAGGCCUCAGAUCAGUCAGCCUACUUUCAUGGAGUCGACGGCGACGCAGGUCUGCUCUCCUCUGAUUGUCUCUGUGUCACCCAGUCGACCAGCGCCACAGCCACCACACGUGUCUUCCAUGUCAUCUACCUCACAAGCUGCACCGGCAAAACCUCAACCUCCUGCCAAACCUUUACCACCUCUGACUAAACCAAAGUAUAAAGGAGCCAAACCGAACCCUCCUCCCGUACCUCCAGUCAAGCCCAGUCCUCCUCCCCCGCUGCCCCCGGCAAAGCCACAAGUCCACAGACUGACAUGAAAAUAUCAUGUCAAAAAUAACCAAAGCCGACUACAUCAGCCUGUAGUCAUACACAGGCAUAAAAUAUAUAAAUAUAGAGAGAGAGGAAGAGAGGAAGAGAGGCAUCCUUGUUAUAGAAAACAAAGGGUCACUUCCGAAAAGCCUUAAGAUGCUGUGCGUGACGCGAGGUGUCUCCAGCUGAGAAUGUGUUUGAACACAUGACCAACAGCUGCGCUGCUGCUGUGGAUUUUUACUGCUGUUGCAAUUGUAAUUGUUUAAAAAAAAAAAAAAAGGUUAUUUAACAGAUUGUGUCUUUGCAGGUUUGUGUAAAAUGAUCUAGUGUUGUUUUCUUUUCCUUUCCUUAGAGUAAAGAAUGAGAGGAAAGUCAGCAAAUGG